ACGCGCAGCCGGUGAUCGAGGCCGCCCGGACCCUAUAUACCCCGAGCGGGGCAACUACCGGACAGGGCAUAUAAUGAAUUCCCAGAUAAUGAAUUCUGGAAACUUUACUGGAUUGCGCCCCCAAACACGGGGAAUCAGCAUUUCUGGCCGUCCACACUCAUUUCCAAACAAAUAUCUAUCACGGACUAGUAGCGCAUCCUCCUUGAAGUCUUCCCUAGGUUCCACGGUGAUCUCUGUCCCAAAUCCCCAUCUGUCCUCAGCUGACAUUGAACAGAUAAUAUACCAAAGAGUUAAUGAGCUUGGGGAAGAUUUGAGAAAUGCUUUUACUGCAUUGGAUGCUGAUCAGAAUUUCACUGUGACCAAAGGAGAGUUCUACAGGGUUCUUCAACAUUUAAUUUUACCCCUAACUCCACCCCAAUUUGAUGGUCUACUAGCAAGGAUUCCGAUGUACGACAAUGGAGCGAUUCCAUAUCUUGCAUUCCUAGAAAAAUUCCACCGUGUUGGCACCAGCCACGGAAAGAACGUGAAGAGGAGGUACAGCGCUUCACAAGUGACCCAGGCAAUGACCCUGAGUGAAUUGGAGACACAGCUGAAAACUGCGAUUUCAAAGAAUCUUAAAGCUGUAGUCCGGGUCUGUCGAAUCUUUGAUUACAAUCAAAAUGGUCAAAUACAGAAACAUGAACUGCGCCGAAUCCUUGAGAACUACUGCUUCAAAAUGAAGAACAUAGAGUAUGAAAAGUUGUGGAAUCGUUACUGUAUCGGCACAAAGAACACGCUGGACUUCAAGGAGAUGCUGACACAUCUUGGUCUGAAUGCAGAGAUCCACAGCCAGCCCGAGAGAGAGACUGUUGCAAAAGCAUUAAUCUGGGACACAUCACCCCUGGAACGAGCACAGCAGACACCACCUUGUUCGCCUAAGAUACAUUCUACAAAGGAUUGUUCUCUGGAUGAACUGGAGACAGCAUUUAGGAGAGUGAUCUCUGGAUCGCGUGCACGGAUCGUAAAUGCCUUUGCUUCAUAUGAUGCAGCUCAGACCGGGUUUAUAUCUCUGGUUGACUUCAAAACGAUCCUAAAUAACUUAAUUUUUCCGUUAUCCAAGAAAGCAUUUGAAGAGUUAAUGACCAGGUAUGGAUGUACAGCUUCAAACCGUGUUGCUUGGAAGCUGUUUGUGAGUGCUUAUCAGGACCAGGAACCUCCAGAAAAUGGACAAACUAUACCCAUUAGACCCAACCACAGGGUCAACCCAGCAAGAAGUGCAAUUAAACUGUUUUCAAAUGACCAUAUUAUUCACAAACUCCAGAAGCAUUUCCAGGAGUCUUACCACUCCCUGAAGGAUGCUUUCCUCAUGCUGGAUCAGGAACGUAAAGGAAAAAUCAGCAGGAAAGAACUGCGUAGAAUCGUGGACUCCAUGAUAUGCCGGAUCACAGAUGAGCAGUUCAAAGAGUUAAUGAUCAUUCUGGACUCGGAGCACACAGGAUUUAUCAGCUAUCACCAGUUCUUAGACUUGUUUGAAGAGAAGGAGUCUGUGACAGGUCAUAAAUGGUUAAACAAUAAAAGAGAGACGAAAAAGGAAGCUUCAGUUCCUGUGACGUGGGACACAAUGCAGAACAUCCUUUGUGAAAAGAUCACACGCAACUGGCAAGGGUUUGUGAAAGCUAUCAAAUCCUACGACAGUAAAGGAAUUGGCAUCGUCGCUAAACACGAUUUUAAAAACAUUUUGAAAUCACACUGUCCGUCAUUGUCCGAGGAGCACUUUCAAAUAAUUUGUGAGCAAUACAGUGAUUCCUCUUCGGAUUUUAUCACAUACAUGGAAUUUCUGCAGAAUUUGGGAGUAAUUAUGUCGCAUGCAGGAGAUCUGGAGGGAGUGAGCACCAACAUCUUCGAUGGAAGCCAGUGUCGAGAGGAAUUACGUCAGACAGAGCUCUCCGACAGAAUGAGAGAGAUUGAUCAACAAGCCAGUAACCUGACCAGGACAAUGUCCACUGACCAAGUCAUUGAGAAACUGAAAGCCUGUGUGACCAGGCACAGCCUCACCACCAAGGAUAGCUUCCUCACAUGCAAAGCGCAGGCCGGUGGGAAGGUAUCAAAGAAAGAUUUCAGAAAGGUUUUAGAGGAUCACGAACUGCAUUUAGAUGAUGAUCAGUUUCAUGCACUGACUGAGAAGCUGGGAUUUACGAAAGAAGGACUCGAUUAUUUAGAUUUUGUGUCAUUAUUUGAAGCCCCUGGAAGCAGAGAGGGGAAUGUUUUACAAAUUCGCACAAACCACCGCGUCAAUCAGGCAAGAUUUAACUUCAUGUCGGCAGAAGAAUGUCUCAGCAAAUUAUUAGAUAAAUUGCGGGAAGGUUACGAGGAUACAUACACUGCCUUUUAUAAAAUAGACAGCAACCGCGAUGGUAUAGUUACAAUGCAUGAUUUCCGGAACCUCCUGGAUGGAUUCAUGUUUAUCAUGACACAGAAAGAGUAUGAGCGCCUAUUGAAUCUCUUAGGACUAAAUUUAAAUUCGACUUUAAACUAUGUCGAGUUUCUUAAAUUGAUUCAAAAACAGGAGAAAGAUGACAGCCCCCCGUGGCUAAAUUCCGUGUACAGGCCAAAGCAGAGCAACGAAUGUGCUGAUCUGGCAUGUGAACAGGCUCAUUACUACCUCGUCAACAAAGCACAGGUCAGGUGGCAUGACCUAGCCAAGACAUUCUGUGAAUUUGAUAGUGAGGGGAAUGGCAUUGUACAGAAGAAAGAUUUAAAGAAUGUCUUGUUCAGGUUUUCAAUUCCCAUUACUGCUAAAGAAUUUGAAAAACUCUGGGACAGAUAUGAUCCAGAAGGAAAGGGCUACCUCACACAUCAGGAGUUCCUCCACAAACUGGGGGUGGACUCUGUGUCCAUGGACAGUGGUCCAAGCGCUCGCAUUGCAGAUGAAAACCAUGAGUGUCUGGAGAAACAUUGGAGUACGCAGCAUAAACUCCAUGAGGAGAUGGAUUCCUUCCACAAACACCAGACUAAAGCUCUGAACAUCAAAACCAUUGAACAGCAGGUCAAGGAUAAAUUCAGGGAAUAUUACCAAGACUUUGGCGCAGCGUUUGCUAAGAUGGAUAGAAACAAAGAUGGAUUGAUAACGCUGCAGGAUUUCCGAACCAUGCUCCAAGACAUGAAUUUUUAUUUGGAGGAUGAUCAGUUUCUCGAUCUCCUGUGCAGGCUAAAAAUGAAAGUGUGUGGCAGCAAGCUCUCGUACUUUGAUUUUCUCAAAGUUGUGGAUGACGGCAGAGCUUCCAAGUAUGGCCGGCAACAGGAAUCUAGCGCGCGCUCAGACAAUUUCUAUACACUCAGCCCACAGAGGGCACUAACCAAGCUAAAAGAAUCCGUGGCUGCUUCGUAUGACCAGCUGUACACGGCUUGUUCGUUAUUUGAUAAGGAUGACACAGGCACAAUAACAGUCUUUGAAUUGCGACGUAUACUUGACAGUUUUUGUUUUAAACUAACAGAGAAGCAAUUCAAGUACCUUGUGAGUAAAUUAAUGCCGGGCGAUGAUCACACAAUAGACUGGCAAGCCUUCCUACAUCAUUUCCCGGCGUCGAGUGACGAGUCCAACUCCACGUGGGCUGAGCGAGUGCAGAAAGCCACCCGCACAAAAUCUGUCCCAAAGUUAUCAAUGAAGGACAUCCUGACCCAUGUCCAGGAGGUAGUCACGGCUCGCUUCCAAACCAUUGUGCAGGCGUUUGUAGACCUCGAUUGUGCAAACAGUAAUAUCAUCUCUAAGGACGGCUUCCAGGAACUUUUCAGCAGGCACUUUAUGCUGGUGACAGAUGAGCAGUUUGAGAACCUGUGGAAUGUGUUACCUUUGAAUUCUAAUGGAAAUCUAAACUACCAUGAAUUUUUGAAGAAAUUCAGCAGUGCACAUCCAUCAGAGAAACCGUUAUCACGAGACCUAGAUGGCAGUCCCAAGCCGGAUUCCUCAUUUAAACGCAAUCAGACUUUCUCUGGUUCUUUCUCUGGCAUCAGACGCCCCAAAACUGCACCCCCUGUUUUAAAUAAAUCUCAUAUCUGCAGUCAGAGACCUCACACAGCUGUUCCACACUCCAGGCCAAUUACAAACUGUGAGCUAGUUGAAAAUAAAUUUCGGACCAAUCUCCAAAAAGUCUGGCAAGAGGUUUAUAAAGCCUGCAGAGCUAAAGAUCCUGAAAGCUUUGGAGAAAUCCCCAUCUCUGACCUUUUAGGUGUCCUGAAACAGUUUAAUUUGGAGGUUACUGAGAAGGAACUUGAUCAGUUAACAACAAAAUAUGACUUAAGGAAAAAUGGGAAGUUCUCCUAUUCUGAUUUCCUCCGAAAUAUCAUGCUUGUGCCAAAGACACAAGAAAAGGCUACUUUACGAAGGAUGAAAUUACAGAAGCCGCAGGUCCCGAUUAGCUCAGGGAUGCACAAUCCAUUGUUCCUAGACGCACUUUUGAGAAUUGAGCCAAAAAUUCUGAGCUGCUGGAGACCAAUGAGAAGAUCGUUCCUGUCCUGCGAUGACACGAGAUCUGGAUAUAUAAGUAUUCAAGAUUUCAAACAGGUCCUACAGAAAUAUGGUAUAAAUCUCUCCGAAGAUGAAUUCUUCCAUAUUGUCGGAUACUUUGACAAAGAUCUAACAUCAAAAAUCUCUUACAAUGACUUUCUGAGGGAAUUCCUCAGAUAGAACUUUUUUAUAGCAUUAGAUUUUGUGUGCAUUUUGUAUAUUGUGGUUUGUUUGUAACUUGCAAGCUGGUUUUAUUUUUGAUUGAAUUAAGAAAUAAAUUAUUAUAACUCCAGGAUUGUAUUAAGAUUGGCCACAGCUCAUAAACUGCAGACAGAUAAAUAACAUCAGCAACUGAGCCGAGCGUCCCGGCUAUUCCAUUAGAUGCUAAUGGAGAUCGUCUGCCUCCAUUCUCCUAAUUAGUUUAACAAGACACAAAUAAUGAGCUCUAGUUCACCACGAAUGAAGUCCGAGAAGAAUGUACGUAAACUUAUCAGAAUGAAUUUCACAGACUGUAACAAUGUAACACACUAACUGGAAAAAAAUCAAUCUUAAUGACAUGUGAUAUGAUCCUCAUUUUCCUGUAUUGUCCUCAGCUUACAA
Pelobates fuscus (common spadefoot toad) is the source of this 5083-nucleotide messenger RNA. It is a transcript of the gene EFCAB6, whose product is annotated as EF-hand calcium binding domain 6. Gene Ontology annotation, cellular component: nucleoplasm. The transcript is spliced from 31 exons. Lineage: Eukaryota; Metazoa; Chordata; Amphibia; Anura; Pelobatidae. The record is from RefSeq and is a predicted model, not a curated record. Bases 74 to 4663 code for a protein of 1529 amino acids. Gene Ontology annotation, molecular function: calcium ion binding.